Molecule: messenger RNA, 2751 nt
Organism: Botrytis byssoidea
Lineage: Eukaryota; Fungi; Ascomycota; Leotiomycetes; Helotiales; Sclerotiniaceae
Exons: 8
Coding region: 1-1686 (561 amino acids)
Biological process (GO): peptidoglycan turnover
Molecular function (GO): acyltransferase activity, transferring groups other than amino-acyl groups
Source: RefSeq, a predicted model, not a curated record
AUGAAAGGUCAAAAUGUUGAUUUCAAAACAGGUCUCAGCUACGCUAUGUCGUCCUCACUUGCGGCAUCAGGAAAUAUUACAGAAUCAAUCGACACCGACGAAGAUUUUAUCUCUGCCUCAUCAGAAAUAUCAGAAGAUCAAUCAGAUCAAGGAAAUACCUCAGCUACGGUAUUGAGAGAUUCGGCGAAUUUCUUGUCGAAGAUACGAUCGCUUCACGAAUCAGACGUCCUGGUACUUCUAACUCCAAUUGUAGUGCCGAUCAGUCAAGACAUUACAGACAACAGUGAUCCCUUUGAGUGUUUGGGACGGGCUCUGGCCAAGAGACACGCCAAAAUCCGGCAUAUCCCCUAUACACGAAGAAACGGCAUCACUUCAACUCAUUUAGGUUUCAUAAAAAGAAGCCAUGUCAUCAUACUUUGUUUCGUGGAUCAUCCUGAACAUCAGCAUCAAUUCGAAAUCGCAGAAGUCCUCUUUGCAGUCAGCGAUCACAAGCCCUGCCUCAUUAUGGUAUGCAGUGAUCAAGUAAAUAAGCAAGAUUCGAUUCCGUUCCCUACAGUCAUCUUAACCUCCGGAUAUACACCAGAAGAUAUGGAAGCCGCAGCUGCAGUGAUCUUUGGGGAGCGGGAAUCCAGUCCUAAUAUAGGAAUAACUAGUUCCGCGUCCGGUAUGAUGGAGGCAGCUCGACCCAAGCUUUGGGCCGUUGACCAUUGGAAUGAAUCUAGAGAUGUACCGAGUGUUCUCAAGCUCUGGAGUGACAAUUUUGAUGUCCGGUUCUCCAUUGACGUUGAGGCUUUCGUGUCUCUACUUCGUCGCCCAGGUUAUGCAAAACAUUAUGUAGUCCGAGACCCAAGAACCAGCGAAGUUUUAGGUUUCUGUGCUACAUAUCUUUCAUACGUUGAUCAAGAAGGCGAAAGACUCAUCGCAUCACUAGCUAUUAUUGUCGUAGGAAAGACCUAUCGACAACGGGGGAUUGGUCUCAGUCUUCACAAUCAUGCUAUUGCACAGUUCAGAAGCACACGAGGCGUUAUUCGUCUUCACCUGGGGAGUAUUUUUCCAAGGCUGUUGUACGGGCCACCUCUUUCUUCAUCCGCAGAAUUGACUGCGAAUGAUGAGUGGUUUCGCCGGAGAGGCUGGACACUCAACAAGGAGUUACGAGGCCAGGGACAACGCGUGUAUGAUCUGGUUCUGGACUUUACCAAAUGGAAAUACCAGCAAAAUCAACGGCAAGAAAAAUUUAAGUAUCGGCAAAGUGUACAAGAUGAUAUGGUCGAGGUGCUUCGUUUGGUCGAGGAAGCAUCUAUCAAACAAGGUAAUAUGGGAUGGUUCGAUCAAUACUUCGCUCUAAUGAACGGACCCAACGUGAAAGACAUUAUCAUAUGCCUGGAAGGAGAUCAGAUCAUUGCAACGGCGCUCACAUACACCCCAUUCUGUGGCAGCUCCAUAUCUUCUAAUCUACCUUGGGCAGGGCGGAUUGGCCAUGAUGUUGGUGGAGUCACAUGCAUAUGUAUUUCUCCACAGAGAAAUGAGCCAAUAGGCCCGGAAUUACUUGAUGCUUGUAUCAAAAAAUUAUACCAGCAAGGUAUGAGGAGAAUGUUCUAUGACGGCGUAGCAAAUGAUGUAGACGAACUAAAAGAACUAGGUUUUAAGGAAUGGGCAAAGUACCGCGACGUUUGGAAGGACGCUUAAGUAAAUGGACUGGUCUACAAGACAAGGCUCCGUGUUUGUAUUACGCAAAAUCUUCAAAAUACUAUAUCCGACACAUUGGGCAUGAAAAGGAUGACACUAGCAUGGACCUGCUGCAGAUUUGGAGCGUGUCAUACACAUGGGUAAUAGGCGAGAGCAUGGAUAAGCUAUGGAACCAUUUACUUUAGCGAUCAAAGUAGAACUGUUACUCAGCUGGGUUCGUACUACAGUCAGGACGGAGGAUAACAUUAUUGUAAGCACAAUAAUGCUCGAUCUUAAAAUUCGAGACACAAGCUAUUCAAACUCCAGAGACAUUUUCCACACUUGUUAUUCUAAUAUCAAUCAUGGUGGAUUAAUGAAGUCACAAUUCAAGGACUUUCCAAUAUCGGCGGCCCAAAAAUCUAGGUCACGUAGCACUAGUGCUUGCAAUCUUUCUGCUCUGAAAUCAGACUGCAUGAACGGGGACAUCGAAACGUCGCACAAGAAUUUAGAAUCUGUGUAACACGUUCAGAACGCCACGUCUGCAUGAUAUCCCCACUAAAGCCGCUCAAGAAAGCGCUGUGGUUGAUCAAACUAGCUAUACAGGUAUACGACCUGCCGAAAAAAUUCAUGUGUGAUACCACCUCCAUCGCAUCUACUGCUGCCUGACGGCUAUGACACCUUACCAAAGAGCCUUCUUGAUUUGAGCAGGUGCAUAAGAUGCGGUAUAGACUCUGUUGACCGACAUUUUACGGUCUUACCUUCUCUCCUGGAUCUUGGAUGUGGCGUAGAAUUCCAGUGAUUAUGACGAUAAUUCGCCAUACCAACUGGUAUCAAGGCUCAAUUUAUGUUUACAUGUCGGGCGAGGCAUUCCGGCUUGUCACACGCAACGCUCCUGGAAAUACAUAAUAUCCAUGUAAAAAUGUUGCGCCACUGAAAUUAAUUCUGCGCCGCAGAUCGUCAAUUCAAGUUACAGCCCCAGCUUUUCUUCAAGCUCAAUGCUUGUGUGAACAUUUGUAUGUAUCAUCUCAUACACAGAAUCCCAUUUUAAAGAUAUAGUGGAUCGCAUUUCGAGAAAAUUUUCUUCGC